CACGCGUUUGCUUUUAUUUUGAAACAUCACAGCGGAAGCCGUAUCGUUACUCACUUUUUAACUUGACGCAGUUUGGCUGGGUCACGCUGCAAACCAGCCGGAUGUUUUGCGUCGCCAGUAUGUGAUGGGAACAUUUGCUCAUCUUUUUUUGCACAAAGCUAAUCGUGCGGCUCCAGCGGCGGCCCUGACCAGGUCUGACUGGCUUCAGAGUUGCAGCAGUGAUGUUUUGGCUUUCCACAGAAGUAGUGAUUUGAAUGAGACAUGCAUCAGACGCACUAAGAGCUGGCACCAAUGAGUCGAGCUUUGUGAGAGGGCAGCAGGCGGCCCUGUGUGCUGGAUGUCUGUGACAGAUCCAUGGGCCACAAGGACCAUGUGGAGGAAGGAGCAGGCCACAUCCUGGAUUUGGGGCUGGAUUUGGAGUAUCUCCACGUAGCAGGGGCUGACCGGCAGGCUGGCGGCGCUGACGGGGCCUCUGCUAUGGAGGAGCAGGGGGAGAGCUCCGGUAACAGCAGCACUGCCAAUUCCCCUCCACCGGCCGUGGCGGAGGAAAAUACCGGGUCUGAUGCAGAGUGUGAGCCGGCACUGUCUUCCAGCGCCACUCUCGCUGCUGGCCCCGACCCGGAUGAAGGAGAGGGAGGGUUAACUCACAGUAAGAACACCCACCAGCCGCUUUGUCGGACCCAGUGUGUGGACUUGGGCACUGAAGGUCCUCCUGAGCCGCCAUCUGAAGUCCCAUCAGAGUUUGAACACGACAAUCUUGCCCGGUCCUCACCCAGCUCCCCAUGUAAGUACCCACCCGAGCCUCCACCCAAUUCCUCCACAUCGGACCCAGCAUCCGAGGCUGGCGGGAAGGAAUACCAGGCUAAGCUGGAGUUUGCCUUGAAGCUGGGCUACUCUGAGGAGACUGUGCGACUGGUGCUGUCUAAGCUUGGCCCCGACACCCUCAUCAAUGACAUACUGGGAGAGCUGGUUAAACUGGGCACCAAGUCAGACAGCGAGGCGCCGGCUGGAUCAUUAGCCUCUACCUCAUCUACUUCAUCCUCCUCUUCCUCUUGUGGCUGUUCUGAUUUACUGGAUGGCCAGAGGUCGGACUCACCCUGUCCUUCAGACUCUCUGUGUGACCAGGACAACCUGCGGCCAGUUGUGGUGGAUGGCAGUAAUGUAGCCAUGAGCCAUGGCAACAAGGAAGUGUUUUCCUGCCAGGGCAUCCAGCUGGCUGUAGACUGGUUCCUGGAGCGAGGCCAUCAUGACAUCACAGUGUUUGUGCCUGCGUGGAGGAAAGAGCAGUCCCGCCCUGAUGCCCCUAUAACAGAUCAGGAGAUCUUGCGUCGCCUAGAGAAGGAAAAGAUCCUGGUCUUCACUCCGUCGCGGCGUGUCCAAGGCCGGCGAGUGGUUUGCUAUGACGACCGCUUCAUUGUCAAACUGGCCUAUGAGUCAGACGGCAUCAUUGUCUCCAAUGAUAACUACAGAGACCUGGCUAAUGAGAAACCAGAGUGGAAGAAGUUCAUCGAUGAGCGGCUGCUCAUGUACUCCUUUGUCAAUGACAAAUUCAUGCCCCCAGAUGACCCUCUUGGUCGUCAUGGCCCCAGCUUAGACAACUUCCUGAGAAAAAGACCUGUCAUGCCUGAGCAGAAGAAACAGCCUUGCCCAUAUGGAAAGAAGUGCACUUACGGCCACAAGUGUAAGUACUACCACCCAGAAAGAGGUGCUCAGCCUCAGCGUGCUGUUGCUGAUGAGCUGCGUGCUAGUGCCAAGACCUGUGUCACCACAAAAAACCAGGGGGACACCGGGCUGGUGAAGAGCCACAGUGUGCCAGCUGGCAGCAUCGAGGCAAAGAAAGGCGCCCAGAAAAGGCAGUCAGACCCUAGCAUCCGAGCUUUGUCGUACAGCGAUGCUGAGGAGAAGCUGCUGGCAAAAGGGAGGGUGGAAAGCCAGAAGAACAGUAUGUGUGGCGGCAGCAGUAGUGGUAGUUGCAGUGGGAGCAUCACCAUGUCCCCAGCCCCAGGAGGCGGCCCUCCAUCCGGUCUUAGCUUUCCUCAGGAGCAACAGCCGAGAGCAGCGACUCCUCACAGUCUACCUGCCCCCAGCCACGACCUUUACCCGCACUGUGAGUCUCCAGACUUGAGCUAUUACUCAGUAACACGUGCCUACUCUGGCCUGAGCCUUUCCUCCAGGCGGAGCCCAGACUGCCGCUUCCCCAAUGACACAGACCUGCGGAUAGGCUCAAUGGGCUCAGCAGGCUCCGAAUGCAGCAGUGAAAGCAGCGUGAGUUGCAGCAGCAGCUGUGACUCCUACAGUGAGAGGCUGUGUCCUGGAUGCCACCCAGACACCUUACUGGAAGACACCGUCCAUUUUGCUAAUCCCCACAGCCGGCUGUAUCCCCAUCAUGCCGCUUCAAACCAUGAACUUUGUAGCCUUCAUUCUGCAGAUUAUGGAAAUAUCCAACACAGCCACACGUCUAAUACGGGAGCACACAACUACCACCUGAUUGUGGCACGUGGGCAGAGCUGUGCUCACGAUCAGCCUCCGCCAGAGGCUCCACCAAAGCGCCCUCUCUACCCCUUGCCCCCUCAUCUCCAGCAUCAGCCGCUAGCUGCACGCUCUAGCUGCCCAGGCGACUACCACUCUCUGCCUCAGUCCAACCCUCACCCUCCAGGCUCUCCUCUUGGCAGCUGCCUGGCCCCCACACGAGCAGAGAGUGUGUCAGACUCACAUUUGUAUGAACACCUCUCCACAUCGCGCCAUCACCACCGUACAAAAGCUUUGCCCAGCUGGGACACGUACUACAGACAAGCUCCAUUGCCGCCCUCCAGGUAUGAGCCGUCCGCCUAUCAAAGCCUGCCAGACACUCGCCAGUCAUCUUGGCAUCCGUGGGCUCAGGACGGCUACGCCCAGCACCACUCCUCGCAUCCAGCUCUCCACCCAUCCCCAACACAUUACUUAAACCACCCACCGCCUCCAGCCCGCUCUCCUCACCCGCCCUACCAGCCUCACUGCGCUCACCUUACAGUGCCCUCCCACGCUCCUCCCUCUUACAUGUCGCAGCACCCGGAAUCCCCUGCACACAGCCGGUACGGGGACGUGAGGGAGAAAGUCUACAUGAACCUGUGUAACAUCUUCCCCUCGGAGCUGGUGAGUCGGGUGAUGGCCAGGAGCCCCCACGUCACAGACCCCCAGCAGCUGGCAGCCGCCAUCCUUGCAGAGAAAGCCCAAACAGGCUACUGAAGGAAGGAAGAAGGAAAGAAAGAAAGAAAGAAAAUGUAUCUCCCAUAAGAAAACAGCAGUUAUGUUGUCUGUCAUCAGCAGAGCAAACUGGAAUUUGCCUUUGCAACAUUUGAAAGUGGAAUUUUAAAUACUGGAAUGCUUUUGGAUUGUCUGCAAAGAAAGCCUUUUAACAUUAAGACAAUGCAUAAGUUUCAAGGAAAUAAAAUGCUGAAGAUAAUCCAGCUCUGGUCACUGUGCAGCGGCAACUAAAUCAACUCAACUUUAAGAAGUGUGGAGAGAGCGAGUCAUUUGACAAAAUCUAUGUCUGACACAAAGUGCAACUUGUGGAUAUUGGUCUAGAUUGCCCAGUUAUUCUCUUUUAUUUAUUUAGUAGGUGAUUAUAUGCAUCUUUCACAUGCAGGACUUGUUAUGCAUAAAAUUCUCAAGAGGCACUUUUUGUGGUUUUACAACCAAAUCAUAACCUAGUGAGUCAGUAUUGCAUACAUAAAUACCUUGACAUGAAGGAUUAUUUAAUAAUUUCCACCACCUUUAUGGCCAGAUUCUGAUUUGUAUGGAACACACACACACACACACACACACACACACACACACACACACACACACACACACACACACACACACACACACACACACACACACACACACACACACACACACACACACACACACACACAGUGUGCAUUGUACACUGUACUUACUGUCAGACCUGAGAAUUUCCUUUCUUGCAUGUUUAAAGCACCAGAUGGAUAGGAUUUUCUACUUCAUAACUAUAAAGAAAGUGUCACAGUUAAGUAUUCAGUCUUAAUUCCUGAUCUUUCCAUGCCAUUUUCUUCAUUUUUAUGUGGCAAAUCCCCGUCUGGUACACCGUUAUCACAUGACCGUUUCAAACUACUAUUUGAAUGAGGUCUGUCUAUUAUCUUAAUCUCCUUGUGUGUGUUGUGCGGCCAUUUGUGUGUGUGUGGGGGGGGGGUUCCAUGUUGAUAAGAGAUGGUGUCCGAAAGAUAGUCGUCUUAUUUGAGAUGACAUCGGUAUUUUGGUCAGAGUUGUAGCUGUAGAGAUGGGUGACCCUGUCGUGUGUACCUUAGUUUUAGUAAGGGACAUCUCUCUCUCUCUCUUUCUAUCUCUCUCUCUCUCUCUGGACCCUUUGAUUUGGGUCAACUCUGGUAUCUGCUACAGACAGAACAUCUGGACAUCAGUAAAUCAAACAUGUAUGUAUUGUAAAUAUAUUUAACAGAUUUCCCUGCUGUUCUACUGGCUAACAGAGUCUACUGUUGUCUGUAGCAGAUCCCAGCUGAAUCCAUGCUAGACGGAGAAAAACCUUGUUUGAUACAAAUUGUAUCAUUAACUAAGUCGCUGAUGUUAUAUACAGUACAUGGACUUGUUGAUCUGUAUUUAUCAAACACUCUUGAUGUAUUGCUAUAUGAUGAAGUGCAUUGACAACAGUUAUGUUCCAAUCGAGAUGUUCCAACUUUUAAUCUUGUGGAAAUUGCUUUGAGACAAUUAUUUCACAUGUUAGGAAACAAAAGGAGUCGUCUGCCUACUAUGUUUAGGCAUCACAACUUCCUUAUCUGCGCUUUUGGGUUUGAAGCUGGCUUAUUUUUUACAGGAGCUCCAAUUAAAUCAUGUGUAAGAAAUAUGCUUUGGUUUACUGGUUUGAAAACAGAAGUGAAUUAAGUCUGUUUUUUCAUGGUCAGGUUGGGGUCAGUUAAUUUUAAGCUUUCUUUUAGCUUUUUUAUUAAGUCAGGAGGUGGAUUUCCUUAAGCUAACAUUACACAACGUUAUGCUUGAAAUAAUAGAGAAUUGAUGUUUUAUCAGUAAUUACUCUGUUUCAAUUAAAUCAUAAAUUGAGUUGUAAGACCCCAACCAUGUUUAAUAGGUAAAGUUUUGUAUUUGGGUCAGUCUAAUAUCCCAGGGCGGCCAUUUUGAAUGUCUCUACCAAAGCUCUUCUUGGAGUAUCUGCAAACGUAUCAUUUUUGCUUCAACAAAAAGAUGAGGUCUUCAUAGAACCAUGAGUUAUCCAGUCAGUAAAGACAUCUCGAGAACAACUGCUUAGCAGGAAGUUUAGCUAGCUAACCUACUAGCCCUUUUCAAACAAAUGUGUUUGAUAUUUUAAGACAUAUUUAAAUGUCUAUGGCCACAGUGCAUUACAUAGGGGUAUGUUGAAAUAAAUUGCUUAUAAAUGAAGAAAAUGUCUUCACAAACAGGAGAAUUAUUACUCCUGAGGCUACCUGAGCACUUACUAAGCAAUUUUGUUUUACAACAUUUUGUUGUAUUUCACACCUGACCUGUUCAGGAUAUAACCUGCCUAUGGCCUGUCGUAUCCUGGGAUACUCCAAAAUGAAUUCAGACAUACGUUGCACUUUUAUUAGGAUGUUAAAUAUUCCGCAGCAUUAGCCUAUCUAUGACUAUGCUAGAUUGCUGUAUUAAACCUAGCCCUGUGGCCAGAAUAGGAUGAUAGCUGACUGUUUAUUGAUCUGGGUUCUUGAGACUAUUUUGUGUAAAUAAUUAAUAAUUCCUGUUGUCUCUUUCUAACUGGUUAGCAGCAGGACAUAGCUUGGUUGUACCGGAUCAGGUUGAGUCCUACCAAAGCGUAACGCAAGUUCAAAAUGGCCACCAAGGAAUUAAAGUCUGCAGAGUGAGCUCGUCAUACAGUUCAUCACAAGCCAGCUACGUAAAGCCCACUGGUUUCUUUCCUGUCCAACGUGUCACAUUGUACAAAUAGUGAAUAAUUGUACAAUAACACGUGAGCGAGAACCUUUGUGUGUAUUGAAGAAGCGCCUUCUCUCUGGCCUCCUGGCACUGUGUGUCAGUGUAGCACCUGAGCGUGGGCCCAAAGUAAUGCCUCUUCAUGGCAUUGUGCUUAUGACACAUCCAAUACUCUGAACUAUGUUCAGCUAACUGUUAUGCAUGUUUUGAUUUGUUUUGGUUUCUGCAUGUUUCCUUGUCUUUCAUUUGUGUACAUAGAUGUGUUUGUUUCCUAGAAGUUUGUCUUGCCGUUACUGUGACAUGAUGCUAGCUGUUGAGAUGCCUCUAGGCUUACUUAUACACAACCUGGCUUGUUUUUCUGCUCAUUAAUGUUUUAUUUCAUAAAUCUCUUGACAUACAAUAUAAAGUCAAGUGGCAAUGCUAUCUUGUUUUCUAUUAAGUUUGACAUUUACUCCAAAGGAUUAGGAAGCUUGUUUUGGAAUGCAUCCCACUUUCCUUCAACAUUGUUUGCUUUGGAAGUGCCCUCAGUCAUAGAUGAUGAUAAUGGAAACCAUCAUGAUAAACUGACUUUUGUGCUGUAAAUAAUACAAUGCCACAACAUUCUUACAGAAUAAAAACCCUCUGUUUCAAAUUAUAUUUACAUUUAGCCAGUAUAACAGUGUAACUAAUUGAUUAUUGUAACAUUUUCAACUGUAACUGUGAUUGUUCAUUAAAGAGUACUGCUAUAAAA
Micropterus salmoides (largemouth bass) is the source of this 6661-nucleotide messenger RNA. Its product is annotated as probable ribonuclease ZC3H12C. The coding region runs from base 355 to 3225 and encodes 956 amino acids. The transcript has 7 exons. Gene Ontology annotation, molecular function: mRNA binding; RNA endonuclease activity; metal ion binding. Gene Ontology annotation, cellular component: cytoplasmic ribonucleoprotein granule; nucleus. NCBI's taxonomy places the organism in Eukaryota, Metazoa, Chordata, Actinopteri, Centrarchiformes, Centrarchidae. The record is from RefSeq and is a predicted model, not a curated record.